AUGGCCGAUAUCAUUACCCAGGUGACUCAAGAGUCACCCUCUUAUAACCGAAGCUAUGAACGCCAGAACCAGGUGGACUAUGACUCGAAAAUUCAUUUAAACGUUAGAAAUAACAACUUCACUAUAACAAGGGAAGAACUUAUGAGUUUGCCUGAAAGCAUAUUGCUUUGUCUUUUCCCCAACGGGGUCUUUUUGGAUGCUUCUGGUCAAGCAAUUACCAAUUUGACUGAAGAUGAUACGGUGUUUGUCAAUUUUGAGCCUUCAUGUUUUGAGUACAUAAUUGAUAAUUUCGGUAGGGCUAGAAAGGACUUGCUUGAGAUGCCUCAAUUAUCUCCUCAACAGCUGUAUGGUAGUUCUACUCAGCAGGAAACCGCCGCCUCGGUCUUACAACACAAGCCUGCAAUCAUAGUGUUGAGAGAAGAUUUAGACUACUAUAUCAUUCCUCCCAUGGAAGGGUUUGAUGCCGACAACUUCAGGCAUUGUAAAAUAAACGUAGCGCUGUACUUGCUUGAAAAUAAGCAAAUUUUCAGUGGAUUAGGCUACAAUACGAAAUUAGAUCCUAAAAUACCUCAACAUUUGGGACCUGCCGAACAGCACUUGUUGGAUAUGUUAUGCUCAUCUGGAUUUGAAGUUGAUGGAGAAUGGGGGUCAAGGUCCUUGGAGCCAGGUAAGUGUGUCGUUUCAUCAUUGCUGUUGGUAAGAUUGCAACUGGCUGCGCAGCGGAAACAAAAGGAAUUGGAGAAUGAAACUCCACCAAUGUCACCCCAGUUAGCGCCUGUGCAAUCCAACGCAUCUGUUUCCAGUACGAAUAGAAAAUCUAGAUCGAGAAUAGCAACGUUGGCAUCAAGUGCUAGCCGUGCAGCCUCGAGAAGUUUAUCUAAGAGUAGAUCUCAGAAUCCCGAUUCAAGUCACACCAAAUUGUUAUUAUUUUGGAGGAAGCCUGCCAGAAAGUGUUGGUGGAGCAAUGAAACUAUAGAAAUAGAUGUAAGCGGAAUGGUUGUAAAGGGGGAAGCGUUACACAACAUUACCGUAAAGGUUCAUAUUAGAAGGGUGUGGACUUUGGAGUUGAGCGUGAUUGGAGUUCAGUAG
Molecule: messenger RNA, 1089 nt
Organism: Dujonia railenensis
Lineage: Eukaryota; Fungi; Ascomycota; Pichiomycetes; Serinales; Debaryomycetaceae
Source: the annotation of a GenBank genome assembly